AAUAUUACUCACCAUUAGCUUUCACUAUAAAUGUAAGCAGCAACGGAGACAUUACUUAACAAAGAACUAUUCAUAAGCCACCAUUACUUAUAGAAACAACCUAGUACUACACAUCACUCAUGGCUCAAAGACCUACAAAACCUUGUACCAAAACUCGUUUUCAGAACGUACGGCUACUCAAGGACCAGACGUUAGGAAAAGGAGCAUACGGCUCUGUAUACAAGGCCAAAUGUGACCAUCUUCUUUGUGCGGCUAAAGUCAUCCACGAAUGGCUAACACAGCCGGUACAAGCGGAUCCUCAUCAUGAGCAUAGACUAGUGCAGAGCAGGUUUGCACUGGAGUGCGAGUUGCUCCGUGACAUCACUCACCCCAACAUCGUGCAAUACCUUGGUCAGCACACAGACCCAGACACAGGGGAGUCUGUACUGCUUAUGGAGCUAAUGGACGACAGUUUGAGAAGCUUUCUCGAGAAUGGCUCAAACGAAAUCAGCUACUACGUUCAAGUCUCAAUCACUUUGGAUGUAGCCACGGCUUUGACAUUUCUACACUGUAACAAGAUCGUCCACAGAGAUCUAUCCAGCAACAAUAUCCUACUCUAUGAAGGUCACAGAGCAAAAUUGUCCGAUUUUGGAAUGGCUAAAGUGACUCACACUCGUCACUUGGCAAUCUCCAACACAAAGUGCCCAGGAACUCAAGUGUACAUGCCACCAGAGGCUCUAGACAUUAAGCCAAUAAGAUACACCGAGAAAGGGGACGUGUUUUCCCUGGGUGUUAAUAUCAUUCAAAUCCUUACCAAGAAAUUCCCAGCCCCAGGAGAACGCCUCGAGUCAAUACCAAUUAUUGAUCCUCAGUUUCCGUCAGGCCAAGCCAAAAAAGAUGUCCCCGAAGUGAGAAGACGGCAAAACCACAUCAGUGAGAUCAACCCCGCAGACCCACUACUAAAAAUAGCACUUGAUUGUUUGAAAGACAAAGAAAACGAGAGACCAGCAGCUCACAUACUUUGUGAAAGGCUGUCUUAUCUGAAAACUUCACAAGAUUACACAUCAAGAAAAACAAAACACGAGAGAGAAGUGUUAGAAAUGCAGGAUACAAUCGAUGUCCUACGAUACGAAAAUACGGAUUUACGAAAGGAUCUUAGGGAACUGCGAAAAGCAGCUGCUGCUACAAACACUACAUAUCGAGACGCUCAACAAAUGAUAACAACACAACAGCAAAACACACAACAACUCAGAGAAGAACUUGCUACUGCUCAAGCUACAAUAAGAGAGAAAGACGAGACAAUUGCAACGAGAACUCAUGCACAGAAAGAACUAGAAGAAGGCAUCGAGAACUUACACCUGCUUAAUCAAGAGCUACACUAUACCCUUGUAGGAUACAAACAUCAACAACCACAGGCAAAAUCUGAUACAAUACGAUUAAAAUCUACACCGGGAGCAAAGGCACCUUGUAAAAUGGCCAGGGAAACAAACCCAGUGGUGGGUGGCAGUGUGGUAUACCUUAGGCCUGGAGAAUCUAGACACAUCUAUUCAUUCGACUCCACUAAUGACAUAUGGUACACCCUACCAGACAGCCCUGUGGACAACACCACCCUAGCAUUUGUGAAUGGAUCUCCUGUUCUAGUGGGUGGCCGCUAUGUGAGCAUGCUGCUACGUCUACAAUGCACAGGCAAACACAAGAAAUGGAUCGAAUCAUUCCCUUCGAUGUUUACAAAACGCUCAAAUACAAUUGCUUUUUGCACCGAAUCAGAACUAAUCGUAGCAGGUGGUUUACAAGACGGGAGAAUGGAAACAUUGACCACAAUAGAAGCUAUGGACACAGACACUCUUCAAUGGAGCAAGAUUGGUAGCCUAUCCGAACCACUAUCAGCAACAUCAGCUACGAUAUGUGCAGGUCGCCUAUACAUCAGUAAUGGAGAAGAUAAAGUCCUAACCUGCUCACUCUACAACAUAGCCAGGCCUUCAGGAGAUCACCCGUCACACACAUGGUCCAAUAUCGCUCAUCUACCAGUGACACAAUCAACACUAGUCACAUUCAAAAAUCGACUACUGGCAGUGGGUGGUUGUGAUGGCAAUCGUAAGCCCACAACGUCAGUCUGUAUGUACAAUCCUAACGAGAAUAGUUGGAUGGUGAUUGGUCAUACGAGUACAGCCCGGCAGUUGUGUUUUGCAGCUUCCCUACCUGAUGAGAGGCUGAUGAUAGUGGGUGGGUUUACCUCCCAAUGGGGCAGGGUCUCAGACAGUGUCGAGUUUGUCUCAGUUGAAUACUAACAAAAUUGCUCUACAAAACGUCAUAACUAGAACUGAGUUUCACUACAAAUUUUAAGCAUUCAUGUGUGUGCAUGUACGUAUACAUGUAUACAUUUUCAUAAUCAAAAUAACGAUUUGACAGUGCUCACCAAUAU
Halichondria panicea is the source of this 2401-nucleotide messenger RNA. RefSeq lists its product as uncharacterized. The coding region runs from base 120 to 2267 and encodes 715 amino acids. Gene Ontology annotation, molecular function: ATP binding; protein serine/threonine kinase activity; protein binding. The transcript has a single exon. Gene Ontology annotation, cellular component: autophagosome; phagophore assembly site; membrane. Lineage: Eukaryota; Metazoa; Porifera; Demospongiae; Suberitida; Halichondriidae. Gene Ontology annotation, biological process: autophagosome assembly; protein autophosphorylation; peptidyl-serine phosphorylation. The record is from RefSeq and is a predicted model, not a curated record.